AGUGUCGAUGAUGCCCCUGUUCGUGGUGCUGAAAUCCCCCCGCGCUCUCCCUCCCUCCCUCCAGCCAUCCCUCUCUAUCCCUCCCUCUCUCCCUCUCUCUCUGCUCCUCUCUCACACGCACAAAAUCCUCUGUCAUGGCGUCUUCCAACAAUGUUACUCCCACCAACUGUAGCUGGUGGCCCAUAUCAGCUAUGGACGAAGAUGGCAAAAUCACAGACGGAGAGGAGAGUCACGAGCCCACGAUAGAACACAAGCCAUUCUCCAAAGACAGGCUCGUUCUGUACCACUGGACUCAGUCCUUCAGCUCUCAAAAGGUGCGUCUGGUGAUCAAUGAGAAAGGGUUGCUGUGUGAAGAACGGGAUGUCAGUCUGCCUCUCACUGAGCACAAGGAGCCUUGGUUUAUGAGGCUCAACCUAGGGGAGGAAGUGCCGGUUUUCAUCCACGGAGACACGAUCGUCAGCGACUACAACCAAAUCAUUGAUUAUAUAGAGACCAACUUUAUUGGAGACACAGUAGCCCAGCUGAUUCCAGAUGAAGGAACUCCCAUGUAUGCAAGGGUACAGCAGUACCGAGAGCUGCUGGAUGGGCUGCCCAUGGAUGCUUACACACAUGGAUGCAUCCUGCACCCAGAACUCACAACCGACUCCAUGAUCCCAAAGUACGCCACUGCUGAAAUACGUAGACAUUUGGCCAAUGCGGCAUCUGAACUGAUGAAGUUGGACCACGAGGAACCCCAGCUGUCAGAACCAUACCUCUCCAAGCAGAAAAAGCUCAUGGCAAAGAUCUUGGACCAUGACAAUGUGAACUACCUGAAAAAAAUUCUUGGUGAGUUGGCAAUGGUGCUAGACCAAGUAGAGGCAGAGCUGGAAAAAAUAAAACUGGAAUAUCAAGGUCAAAAGUGUGAAUUAUGGCUUUGUGGACCUACUUUUACACUAGCUGAUAUUUGUCUUGGAGCCACAUUGCACAGGCUCAAAUUCUUGGGACUCUCAAGGAAAUACUGGGAGGAUGGGAGCCGGCCGAACCUGCAGUCGUUUUUUGAGCGGGUGCAGAAGCGCUACGCUUUCCGCAAGGUGUUGGGGGACAUCCACACGACCCUGCUCUCUGCAGUUCUACCCAAUGCAUUCCGAAUGGUAAAAAAGAAGCCGCCGUCCUUCUUUGGCGCCUCCUUCUUAAUGGGCUCUCUCGGGGGGAUGGGCUAUUUUGCCUAUUGGUUUUUAAAAAAGAAAUACAUGUAGUGAAUGUGCUCUUGUAGUGUUUUGUGUCUGUGUAUCUGUGUGACGUUCGAACUUUUUCAGUAACACUGUUUUACGAGAGCAGGAAAAACGAGACAAUAUACAGAGAUUAACACUGAAUAAUUAAAUAAAUAUA
Molecule: messenger RNA, 1368 nt
Organism: Sinocyclocheilus anshuiensis
Lineage: Eukaryota; Metazoa; Chordata; Actinopteri; Cypriniformes; Cyprinidae
Product: ganglioside-induced differentiation-associated protein 1-like 1
Exons: 6
Coding region: 135-1235 (366 amino acids)
Source: RefSeq, a predicted model, not a curated record